AGUCAAACUUGCUAAAACGCUCAUGAAUUCCUUAAAGUGAACUUCUUUGUAACGCCAUAGCUUUAGUUUCUCUCUCUCUGCUCAUUCACACAACAAUACAAAAAUACCAUUUGUUUUUUCUUGUAAAAAGAGGUAGAAUUCAUCGCCGGUCGGUUGUUGGAUACUUGGUUUGUCUUCAACCAGCCGGCCGUGGUUGUUUAACUACUUAUUUUCAUCACUAUUUUACUGGGUUUUUUGUUGUUGUUAAUUUUGAUUAUUUUUAUCAGGGGAUCAUCAUAUACGUUCGACAGAAACAAUCAUCAUUUCUUUAGUUUGUUUCAGUCUCAUGAUCAGUAACUAUACCGUUCAUCAUUUUCCAGGGAGAGAGUUGUUAAUCGGACUUCGUUUAUGGAGAAUACAAAGUCAUAUCAACAGAGACGAGUGAGUUUAAUGCCUUUCUCACCAACACAAAUGCUAUGGUCGGCUGAAAAUGGUAGCGGAUGUAACAAGGAUGAUAAAGAUAAAGGUGUGAACGUGCAAGUUAUUCUGCGUUGCAGGCCAUUCAGCGAGGAUGAUGUGAGGGCAAAGACACCUGCGGUGGUUGCUUGUAAUGAAGAUAAACAAGAAGUAAUUGUUACCCAAAACAUGGGUAAUAAGCAGAUAGAUAAAACCUUUAGUUUCGAUAAGGUGUUUGGUCCAUCCUCCAGGCAAAAGGAUUUGUACGAUCAAGUGGUUGGUCCUAUUGUUAGAGAAGCUCUUGAGGGCUAUAAUUGGACCAUUUUCGCUUAUGGCCAAACAGGAACAGGGAAGACUUACACAAUGGAAGGUGAAGGAGGAAAAGCUAAGAAUGGAGAGUUUCAUGAGGAUGUUGGAGUUAUUCCAAGAGCUGUUGAGCAACUUUUCGACACUCUUGAAGCUCAAAAUGCAGAAUACAGCAUGAAAGUGACAUACAUAGAGCUCUAUAAUGAGGAAAUAACGGAUCUUUUGGCUCUGGAUGAUAAGUCCAAGAAGCCCAUAACUCUAAUGGAAGAUGGGAAAGGGGCGGUUUUCAUGAGAGGCUUAGAAGAGGAACUUGUGCGCAGUGCGGAUGAAAUAUACCACAUCUUGCAAAAGGGGUCUGCCAGAAAGCACACAGCAGAGACUCUUAUUAACACACAAAGCAACCGCUCUCACUCGUUGUUUACCAUCAUAAUUCAAAUUAAGGAACAUGCUUCAGAUGGGGUAGAGGUUAUCAAAUGUGGGAAGCUAAACCUCGUGGAUCUUGCUGGUUCAGAAAAUAUAUCGCGAUCGGGUGCAAGGGAGGGAAGAGCAAGGGAAGCUGGUGAGAUCAACAAGAGUCUGCUUACACUUGGUCGUGUUAUAAAUGCGCUAGUUGACCACUCGGGCCAUGUUCCAUAUAGGGACAGCAAAUUAACGAGGCUAUUAAGAGAUUCGUUAGGGGGGGAAACAAAAACAUGCAUAAUAGCUACUGUGUCGCCUUCUAUCCACUCCUUGGAAGAAACACAAAACACACUAGAUUAUGCAUACCGGGCUAAAAGCAUCAAGAAUAGACCAGAGGUUAACCAUAAGGCGACAAAAUCAGUUGUUGUCAAAGAACUCUACACUGAAAUUGACAGUCUUAAGCAAGAAUUACAUGCUACAAGGGAGAAAAACGGGAUAUAUAUACCACAUGAUCGUUACCUGAGUGAAGAAGCUGCCAAGAAGGCAAUGACUGAGGAAUUAGAGUUAAAAAGUAAGGAACUAAUGGAUCUUCAAGAACUCUUCUUUCAUCAGCAAAAGUUGACUACAGAACUAAGUCAAAAACUUGAAAACACCGAGAGACUACUCCAGCAAAGAAAGCAAGAUGUCUCCAAUCUGAAAAAUCAAUUGAGACAAGCAAACGAAACGACAAAGGAGAAAGAAUAUUUUAUACUUAAUCUUCUCGGAUCCGAAAAAACACUCACUGAAAGAGCAGUUCAGCUUCAUAGUGAACUUGAGAAUGCAACAUCAGAGGUAUCCAGCUUGUUCGCGAAAAUUGAUCACAAGAACCACAUAGAAGAGGGAAAUAAAGUGCUAAUCAAGAGCUUUCAGAUGCUAUUAGCCCAACAUCUUGAAGUUCUUCACAACACUAUUGUUGCUUCUGUAACACACCAAGAGCAACACCUAAAUGCAAUCGAAGAACGUAUGAGAUCCUUUGUAUCCGAACAAGAUGUGGCUACCGAAGGACUUCAAAUACGGGUAAAAAAGAUUAAGGAGGUAUUUUCCGGUGGUAUCAAAUCUCUGGUUGGACUAGCUACUGAGUUCAGUGGAAAUUCUGAAACAGCACUCAGUAAUAUAAAUUCUGAAGCUGUCAAGCAUUCUUCUGCGCUUGCUAAACUUAUAAGAGAAGCUUCAGUCAAGGUCGGUGACAUACUUGAUGAUUUGCAAAGUAACCUUAAUGAUCAGGAGCAAAGCAUAGCUGCAUUUUGGCAACAGCAGCAUGAGAGCCAGUUGAGAGCAUAUGAGACGACCCAAUCUGCAUCUAGUGUUACUGUGAAUUUCUUCAAGACUCUGAGCAAGGACAUUUUUGGUGUGAUACAAAUGGUGGAAGAAGCACGAACAAUGUACUACAAGAAAUUAAGUGAAUUCACGAAGAAGUUUGAGGACUAUGCGGACAGCGAAGACAGACAAAUACUAGCCAAAAUGACCGAGCUUUUAGCCAGUUCAAAUGCCAAGAAGAAACAGCUGGUUCAAACAGAAGUAAACGACAUUCAAAGCUAUAUUGGCAGCAAAACUUACAUGCUUCAUCACAAAGUGUCAGACAUGCAUGGUUUCCUGUCCUCCACAGAAGAUGAAUACACAAGUUUCUUGGAAAAAACAAAGAAGCAUUACAUUGAGGAUAAAAUCGUGACUCAAAAUGGGCAAGAUGGUUUGACAGCAAUACUUCAAAACUGGACAACCAAGGCAAGAACAGGGAAUGAAGGGUGGAAGCAAGUCCAAGAAUCUCUGAGCAGUCUGCAGAAAAUGCAUAUAGAAUCCGUAGAUUCCACAAUCAAUGAUGCCCUUGAAACCAACCAAGCAAUCAACACUCAAUUGUCAUCCUUGGCCUCUUCAACAGUGGAAGAAAUAGAUAUUGCACAAAGUAGUUCUCUCCCAUCCGUUGAAUAUCUAUUGAGGAUUAACCACGAAGAGAAUGAGGCGAUCAAUUCCCUCACUAAACGUUCUCGUGAUACUAUGAAAGAUAUGGAGACUGUUCACUCUGCCAAAAUAAUCGAGAUCACAAAAGAUGCUGAGAAGUGCUUGAUCAAUGACUACAUGCAGGUGGACGAUUCUCUAUUCUCGACACCAAAACUCUGUAAAUUACCGAGCAAAACCCACACCAAAGAACUCAAGACUCCGCCAUUCGAGGUGUUGUUGGAUUCAUUUCGAAAAUCUCGAUCAGAGAAGCAAGAAAAUGCGGAUUUGAAUGCAGUUUCUUUCGGAACCAUUAACGGAGGUUGAAGAUCUAUAGGUACAAUCAUUCCUUCUAUCUCAUGAACACAGCAUUGGGUGGAAUUAGAUAUUGCUAUGAACAAACUUGAUGUAAAGUAGAAAGCAGAUUAUUUGUGGUAAAUUUAUUAUAUAAUUUGUUUAAAGAUUUGUUGAGAGUUCUGA
Molecule: messenger RNA, 3591 nt
Organism: Cynara cardunculus var. scolymus (artichoke)
Lineage: Eukaryota; Viridiplantae; Streptophyta; Magnoliopsida; Asterales; Asteraceae
Product: kinesin-like protein KIN-5D
Exons: 23
Coding region: 388-3438 (1016 amino acids)
Biological process (GO): microtubule-based movement
Molecular function (GO): ATP binding; plus-end-directed microtubule motor activity; microtubule binding
Source: RefSeq, a predicted model, not a curated record